GGCGCGUAUUGCGAUACGCGCGUAUCGGGCGUAUUAAAUUUCGACCAAUGACAGACGAUCCGCCGUUUUUGAUACGUUGACGAUCCGCGGAAAUUCAUAAUCGAGCGGAUCGCACACAUAUAUAUGCACAGUCGUAUAAUGUUACAUGGCGUGUGCACUGGGCGGUGUAUAUAAUUUACUUCUUUUUACUAUAACCUCUUCAGAUUUAUGAGUACUACGCGUGGUACUCCUUCUUGUCACUUUUUGGGAGCUUUCCAGCUAGUCAACACAAUUAAACACAGUGUCAAACACUAGAACACUGUGUAAAGCUGUUUGUUGGAACGCUAUUUAAUUUUCAAUAUCACCAGUAGAUAGCGCUUUAAACGUUAAAUAUAAUAUGUUUCCUUUCAUAGUUUUUAUAAAAUUAAAAACUUAUGUGACAUGUACCUAUUUGCUCGAAAAAAUUGUGUAUUAAUAAUAUUUAAUUAAUAUUAAUUAUAAAAAUGAACAACGACAAAAGAUUAAUUUUGCAAUUAAUGGAAGGAGUCAAUUAUUCAAUUUGCACCGAUUCCUCAAGUACCACAUUGGAUGAAUUAAAUAGUAGCAGUAGUAGUAGUACAGAUAAUAUUAUCAAUUCAUCAAGUGAUGAUGAUGAUUUGUUAUUGUUUCCGCUAAUGAAAUUUUUGACGAGUGGUAAAAAAAGACAACGUAUUGAAAAUUAUCUUGAAAUUAUAGACUCUUUGUCGGAUCAAGAAUUUAAAGAACACUUAAGAAUAAAUCGACGUACUGCAUUAACGUUAAUUGAUGAAUUGGAAUUAUCGGGUUACAUUCCAUCCCAUUCUUUUGGAAUACGACCACUUUCUGCAAAAUUGAGUUUUAUUUUAUUUUUAUGGUAUAUUGCAAAUACAGAACCUUUGCGAACUUUAUCGGAUAGAUUUGAUAUUUCAAUUUCAUCUGUAUUCCGAGUUUUGCGACGAAUUACAAAGUGGUUUCUGAGUAAAUUAGAUACGAUUAUUAAAUGGCCACAAGAACAAAAUGUUAAAAUUGUAUGUGACAAAUUUUUUAUCAAACAAGGAGUACCAAAUGUUUUAGGGGCAAUUGACGGCACUCACAUUAGAAUAGAAAAACCGUCAAUUAAUGCACGUGAUUAUAUAAAUCGAAAAAAAUAUUUUUCAAUCUGCUUACAAGCUGUUGUAGAUUCUGAUAUGCGAAUUACAAAUAUAUAUUGUGGCGAACCUGGUUCUCUUCAUGAUUCACGUGUUCUUAGAAGAUCUCCUUUAUAUGAAGCAGCAUCUGUUAAUCAAGCAAUGUUAUUUCCUAAUCAAACAUUUAUAUUAGGUGAUUCGGCAUAUCCCUCUUUACCAUGGCUUGUUUCACCGUAUAAAGAUAACGGUCAUUUAUCUCCUCAACAAGUAGAAUUUAAUUACAUGAUUUCGUCAACACGGAUUUCAGUUGAGAGAGCAUUUGGUCAAUUAAAAGGGCGUUUUAGACGUAUUAAAUUUUUUAAUGAAUACCGUACAUUACCUUUUAUUAUUAAUACAGUAGUAGCAGCUUGUAUUUUACACAAUUAUUGCAUCAAUGAAAAUGAUACAUAUGAUUUUCCUGAAUAUUAUGAUGAAAAUAUAAAUAACAUUUUAAAUAAUAAUGGAAUAAUUGAAGAAAAUAUUCCAGGAGAUCGUAGAACUCAAUUAUUCAAUGAAAUUUUUCCUUGUUAAGAAAAAUAUAAGACUUACAUGUACAAAAUAUUUUACUUUUAAUAAAAUAAAAUGACUUAUAUGAAUUAUGACUUAUUUUUGUAUUAGAUUCCACAUGUUGAUUAAUUUUAAUUUCAGUUUACAUUUUAUUUUCUUUUAUUUUAAGAAUUAAAAAAAAGCAAGUUAAACAGAGAUUAAAGUUAAGCAAAUCUAAACCUUUGCGAACUUUAUUGGAUAGGUUUGAUAUUUCAAUUUUAUUUUAUAGUUUUUAUUAAAUACUUUAAAAAAACAUUUUUUACAUUUUUUAAACGAGAAUAAAA
Messenger RNA from Monomorium pharaonis (pharaoh ant), 1993 nucleotides. Its product is annotated as protein ANTAGONIST OF LIKE HETEROCHROMATIN PROTEIN 1-like. The coding region runs from base 483 to 1694 and encodes 403 amino acids. The record is from RefSeq and is a predicted model, not a curated record. Lineage: Eukaryota; Metazoa; Arthropoda; Insecta; Hymenoptera; Formicidae. The transcript has 3 exons.